This is a messenger RNA of Hipposideros armiger (great roundleaf bat), 2718 nucleotides long. It is a transcript of the gene SNX10, whose product is annotated as sorting nexin 10. Gene Ontology annotation, molecular function: phosphatidylinositol phosphate binding. Gene Ontology annotation, cellular component: endosome. Lineage: Eukaryota; Metazoa; Chordata; Mammalia; Chiroptera; Hipposideridae. The transcript has 8 exons. Bases 509 to 994 code for a protein of 161 amino acids. The record is from RefSeq and is a predicted model, not a curated record. Gene Ontology annotation, biological process: cilium assembly; intracellular protein transport; vesicle organization.
AGCGGGCGACCCGGAGCCGUACUUGGGCUGGGCGGUGUGGUGGCGGCGGCCGGAUCAGCGGAAGCCCGAGGCUUCGCCGCGGGCGCUGAGCGCGGGCGCGGGUCCGCUACGUGCGCGGGGAGCGCGGGGCUGCGCUCGUGUGCGCUCCUGAGCGCUCGCCGCCGCCGCUGCAGCGCCUUUGAGUCAGCAAACUCCGCCGCCUGCCAGCCCGGUCGUCCUCUUGUGCCUGACAGCCCGGAGGAGCCGCGUGCUCGUCUUUCCAACUUCCUCCUUCUGCCAGUGACACCACUCUUCUUCCAGUUACACGUCUAAUUGAUCGUGGCCUGUGCUGAAGAUGUUUCCAGAACAACAGAAAGAGGUAUGUCAUCACAAAUCCAAAAAUAAAUAGUCUCUGCAUUUUGACUCACUGCAGGAAUUUGUAAGUGUCUGGGUUCGAGAUCCUCGGAUUCAGAAGGAGGACUUUUGGCAUUCUUAUAUCGACUAUGAGAUAUGUAUUCAUACCAAUAGCAUGUGUUUUACAAUGAAAACAUCCUGUGUACGAAGAAGAUAUAGAGAAUUUGUGUGGCUGAGGCAGAGACUCCAAAGUAAUACAUUUCUGGUACAAGUGCCGGAACUUCCAUCUAAAAACCUAUUUUUCAACAUGAACAAUCGCCAGCACGUAGAUCAACGGCGUCAGGGUUUGGAAGAUUUCCUCAGAAAGGUCCUACAGAAUGCACUUUUGCUUUCAGAUAGCAGCCUUCAUCUCUUCUUACAGAGCCAUCUGAAUUCAGAAGACAUCGAGGCAUGCGUUUGUGGGCAGACUAAGUACUCUGUAGAAGAAGCAAUUCACAAGUUUGCCUUGAUGUACAGACGUUUCCCUGAAGAAGAUGAAGAAGGAAAAAAAGAAAAUGAUGUAGAUUAUGACUCAGAAAGUUCAUCCUCCGGGUUUGGACAUAGUAGUGAUGACAGCAGUUCACAUGGAUGUAAAAUGAACACAGCUCCGCAGGAAUCCUGAAAAAUAAUUCUAAUGUUACUAUCUUAGGAAUAGCAAAUUAUGUCCAGUCAUAGAGAAGAACGCUUGCUAAUGAUAUAUUCUUACCUAACGCUCAUUGUCAUGACAUUAGGUAUUUAAAUUCUUCAAGAUGUUGGGUUGUUUAUUAGUGAUAUUUUUAUGUUGUCUUAUUUUGGCUAAGCUUCUGUAGAAAGCUAAAAGCCUGUGAAUGCAACACUCUCCUUUAUAGGCCAACAUUAUUGGUAAAACAAGACCCUGCCCUCAAAUGAAAUGAUGUAUAUGUUUAAAAAACCCUAGUUGGUUUUACUGAAUUUGAAAAGAUAGGUAAAUAGGUAGCAUUUAAAAUCCAGAAAGAGCAUUCCUUCAUGUAUCAAUGGGGCAGUGUUGCCGUAAACACAGCAUGUGUGAGCUCCACCACUAAGAAGACUGACAGCGGAGACCAGACUGCCUUGGUUCAGACAUGUGGCUGGUAUUUUGUGGGUACCUCCCCUGCACUGGGAAAACACUUUGCUUUUGGGUGUUUAAAAUAUUUUUGAGUGUUUAACCUUUUCGGUAUUGUACUUCACACUUAGAUGGGAAAUGUAUCUUACGAAUAGAGACAUGUUAAAGUAAUGUUUACAUCUUAGAAAAAACAGAAAUAGUGCUAGUAAUUUUGCUUAUACUUGCAAUACAUAGAUGCAGAAAUACAGUUUCAUUGUCCCAAAUCGGCUUUAACACAUGGUUUCCAGGAAACAAAUCAUUUGUUUUCAUUAUCAUUGCAUAAUUAGAAUUAUAGGUUAAUGAUUUAUUUUCUGACUAAAUGUGCAGUUUCUUAUCACUAGAUAACUUUCAGUGUCAGUGGUGGUUACUUGUUACUUUAAGUUAGAAAUAGGAUCUUCUAAAAAUUAAUAAAUUUAAUUUUACCAAUAAGUAUUCCCAUAAUUUAGAAAAGAAUAGCAACUUGCUAAUUUCAGAAUUAAUUAUUCAUUUUUAAAAGCCCUUUCUUGUUAGGCAUCUGCUGGAGAAUUGUUAUAAUUUAAUAAAGUCUUUUUUUUUUCAAAUGGCCCAAAGAGAAAAUGUCUUGGGUAAACUACAUUGAACUUCAAAUUUCAGAUGAGGUAGCAUUUUCUUGAGAUAACUAAGUUUCUUCCUUGUUGAAUGGUACAAAGUACCUCUGAAACUAACAGGAAACUAUUUUUACAUAACUGGGAUGACUUGUUGCUUUAAUUAAAUGGUACCUCACCUCAUUUUAUUUUAACUAGGAGUUUUAAAGUUAUUGUAUUAAAAAGUCUUUGAAAUGCUUGUAACUAAGAAGCAACAGAAAAAAAUUUAGAAUAAGAAUGAUUUCCAUCAAUUCUUGUGUUUUGUUUAGUCUAAGACAUUAUUGAACAUUUGCAAAUAUUUUGAUAUAAUGUAUGCUGAAUCUUGUUACUUUAUCAUCUAGGACUCCUUAUUUGAAUACUGGAAAAAAAAAGAUUUAGCAGUUUCUUUUUUAUCUUGCUAACAUGUAAAGUCUGCCAUACAGUCAUGUAAGAGCGAUCCCCAGCUCCUUGGCAAUAUGUAUUUGAAUUUCACAUUAUUUCUGUUAUUCAGCAGUUUUGAAAAGCAUGCAAUAUGCCACCAACUGUCAUAUUAUUUUUAUAUAAUGUAACAGGCACCAAAAUGGAUAAUAAGUAAUGCCUAAUUCUGUGGUAUGUAAACUACACGAGAUCAUUGUUUUCACAUUAAACAUGAAAAAGUCAACUUUA